Messenger RNA from Lingula anatina, 1273 nucleotides. RefSeq names its product ran GTPase-activating protein 1. The record is from RefSeq and is a predicted model, not a curated record. Gene Ontology annotation, molecular function: GTPase activator activity; small GTPase binding. NCBI's taxonomy places the organism in Eukaryota, Metazoa, Brachiopoda, Lingulata, Lingulida, Lingulidae. Gene Ontology annotation, cellular component: cytosol; perinuclear region of cytoplasm; nucleus. Gene Ontology annotation, biological process: signal transduction; nucleocytoplasmic transport; activation of GTPase activity.
UCAGUGUAACAGAAUUUUUACAGUUGCCUACUGCACCUAAGUUGAUUUCACUGGGUUCUGAUGGAACUGCAAAAAUUAUGACAGAAAUAGAGAAAGACUUGAACAACACAGAUAAAUGUAUCCAGACGUUAAUGAAGAUAUCAUGUGUGGUGUCUUCAGAAAAUACUAAAGCACAAAAUGCUGUCAAUGAAAUCGCAGAUUCUCUGUUAGGAAAGCUGUUACAUGGUACAGAUGAAAGGACCAUGGCUACCAUCUCAAACUCAAUUCUUGUACACAUAGGUUUGCUGAAGAGUGAAGACAAAGUAAAGCCAGUGGCUGACCCAAGUGGUCCAAUGCUGGUUUUAUCCCAUGUGGUCAAACAGUCAUACUUCCCUAAAUUAGCAAGAGAUAUAUUGCAAGUGUUCUUUGGCAGGCCCCACGAAAGACUUGACAAGUGCCAGCAGUCCAAACAUUUACUUCUUCAAAGUCUAUACCAGGUCUAGAGUCGUGUUCCAUCCGAAAUACUUCCCAAGAUAUCUACCAAGGAAUCGAAUAUAAGUAUGGUCAAUUAUCUGGAGUACAAUCAUGGUUUCAAGAUUCUGUGUGAACUUCAUGAUUGGACAGUUUUUAGCUCAACAUUUCGAUGAGUUGAAGGUUCAUUAUACAGUGCUGCAGACCAUUUUACGUAACAGCCGUUUUGGGUUAUUAUUGAUAUCCCACGCAUGGUCAAGUAGCAGAGUAAGGUUAGGUUUGAAGGAUGCUGAAGAGCAGCAUUUUCCCAUUAUUAUGUUUCUAUAUUUUAAGUUAUUGUGGUGCUGUCAAUACACGCAUCUUAUUUUGAGUCUACGGAAGAUGCAAAAGAUUUGUAUAGCCUUACUAGGAGAAUGCAUUUGCAUGGGUGUGUAUCAGUAUUAUGGUAAUUGGUCUGGAAUUGUGGUUCAACUGUUAUGUCGGAUGGUUUGCCAAGAAACAUACCAAAAAGCGAUGUCAGACUUUUACAAACUUUAUUGACUCACAACGUAAGGUAAUGAUAUGAUGUUGUCAACAACUUUUACUUUGUAAGAAUUCAAAAUGAGAAUACUCGUACAUAGUGCUUAUCUGUGAGCUAAACUGUAAAAAUUGUAACAAUUUGAAUUGAAAACAAGUAAAAUUUUCAUACAGGAUAUCAAUUUUUUUUUUCUUUAAUUAAAAGGUAAACAUUUAAAAAUGCACUUCUUGCCUUUAAAAAGAAGAGAUACAUUUAAUGCAAUUUAAGGCAGCACUAAGCAGGGGGGAAUAAGGAUUCCACAAUCAA